Camellia sinensis is the source of this 1254-nucleotide messenger RNA. RefSeq names its product protein FAR1-RELATED SEQUENCE 5-like. NCBI's taxonomy places the organism in Eukaryota, Viridiplantae, Streptophyta, Magnoliopsida, Ericales, Theaceae. Gene Ontology annotation, molecular function: zinc ion binding. The record is from RefSeq and is a predicted model, not a curated record.
AUGGUCAUGGAUUAUGCCCAAUUUGGCGAUGUAGUUACAUUUGAUACUACCUACAAGUUAAAUAAAGAGCAUAGGCCAUUUGCAUCUUUUGUGGGAUUUAAUUACCAUAGAGAAACAGUUGUCUUUGGUGCUGCGUUGUCAUAUGAUGAGACUGCCGAAACAUUUGUAUGGUUAUUUCAAACUUUUUUAGAGGCUAUGUCCAAAAAGGCACCAAAAACUUUGUUUACCGAUCAAGAUGCUGCAAUGGCUAAGGCCAUACCCAUUGUCAUGCCUGACACGAGUCACCGUUUGUGCACUUGGCACUUGAUGCAAAAUGCAUUAAGGCAUGGUAAUUAUCUCUUUCAAGAUAAGGGGGUGAAAGGUGUAUUAAAUAGAUUCAUGUUUGAUAUUGAGGAUGAAAAUGAAUGGGAAAUGAAGUGGGGGGAAAUGCUUGAUACAUAUGAUGCUCAUGACAACCAUUGGUUGAAGUUGAUUUUUGGGGUGAAGGAAAAAUGGGGCUGGCCAUAUGUUAGAUCAACAUGGGCUGCGGGAAUGAGUACAACACAACUUAGUGAAUCUUUUAAUGCAUGUUUGAAGGAUUACAUUCGUUCUGAUUUUAAUUUAAAUGAAUUCUUCAUGCAUUUUGAAAGGGUACUUUGUGAGAAGCGGUACAAGGAGUUAGAAGCUGGAUAUGCUUUAUGCCAAAGGUUGCCAAGGGUGCGAGCGCCAUUCAUAAUGUUGAGUCAAAUGGGUAAUGUGUACACUAAAAAUAUUUUUGAGGAGUUUCAAGAUGAGUAUUUUAUUUCUGUUGAAUCAGACAUACAAGCAAUUGAAUACAUUGAUGGUUGUAGCCUAUACACAGUUGUUGAUGCUAUUGGGAAAAAUGCAAGGAAAGUGAAAAUGGAGAUGGAUGGCUCUUUGGCUUGUAGUUGUUCAAAGUUUGAAAGGAAAGAGAUUUUGUGUAGUCACUGUUUGAAGGUUAUGAGAGAAAUAUUGAAUUUGAAAGAGAUUCCUUCACAAUACAUUAUGAAGAGGUGGACCAAACAAGCAAGAGGAGAAGCUGUGACGAACAAGUUAGGGAAUGAGAUUCAAGUAGACGUCAAAUUCAAACAAGCCUCACGGUAUAAGACAUUGAUGACCGCAUUUAGAUCAAUAGCAUGUAGAGCUGCUGAAACUGAGGAAAGUUAUGAUUUUUGUUGUUCACAAGUAGCUGCAUUAGGUGCACAUGUUGAAAGCAAGAUAAGUGCACAUUUUUGUCCUGAAAAAGAAGAUUGA